AUGGACAUCCUUCAACAGUCCUAUAAUUAUGGCAAAUCACCUCUUAUCUCCUCAUCUCUACGCCAGCCAUACAAUACCUAUUUGUUUGGCGGUAGCAUUUCCCAUUCUCUGUCACCCCUUCUGCACGGAGUGCUCUUUGGAUCUCACGGUACAUCUUGGAAAUUCCACCUAGCCCAAACAACGAACAAACUCAAGUUCAAGGACAAACUUGCUGCUUCGGAUACAAUCGGGAUAUCGAUUACCAUGCCCAACAAGGUUACAUUUGGACCUCUUUUAGACGACUUAGCUGAGCCCGCGCGCGUGAUUGGAGCUGUUAAUACUACGUUCGUCCGUCUUAGUCCUGAAGGAAAGCGGCGACAUAUCGGAACAAACACAGAUUGCGUUGGAAUACGUGAAGCUAUCUUCUCAAAUGAACCCGAUGUGGUCACGGUGGCAAAGGGGAACCCCGCAAUGGUGAUAGGAGGCGGUGGGGCAGCACGCAGCGCCAUUUAUACACUGUGGAAAUGGUUCUCACCGUCAGAGAUAUAUAUCGCCAAUCGUUUUCGAUCUGAAGUAGACGAUAUUAUGGCACACUUUGAAAAGGAGAUGCCAGGUAUUCGAUUAAGAUACAUUGCUGAUGUGGCAACUGCAGAGGCACUUCCCAUCCCGUCAAUUAUCGUGAGCACGAUCCCAGACUACCCUCCUUCACAGCCCGAAGAAAUUCUUUGCGCUCAAGUCUGUGAGAGGAUAAUUCAAAAAGCUGGAACGGGACUAUUUGUCGAUAUGUGUUACAUGCCAUCUCCAAAAACGAGGCUUCUGAAUACAGCUAGUGGGAGAGGGUGGAAAACCAUUAUGGGGACAGAUAUAUUGGUCAGAGUUUGUAUUGCGCAGCAAAUUCUAUGGUUGGAACGAUUACCGAACGACGAGGGGAUUACAAGUGCCCUUAAAAGUAUUGUCUAUCCAAGGGAAAUUGUCAACCCUCCAAAGCUGUAG
Molecule: messenger RNA, 972 nt
Organism: Penicillium macrosclerotiorum
Lineage: Eukaryota; Fungi; Ascomycota; Eurotiomycetes; Eurotiales; Aspergillaceae
Product: shikimate dehydrogenase family protein
Exons: 1
Coding region: 1-972 (323 amino acids)
Biological process (GO): chorismate biosynthetic process; shikimate metabolic process
Molecular function (GO): shikimate 3-dehydrogenase (NADP+) activity
Source: RefSeq, a predicted model, not a curated record